This is a messenger RNA of Bufo bufo (common toad), 983 nucleotides long. RefSeq names its product vasoactive intestinal peptide (gene VIP). Gene Ontology annotation, biological process: phospholipase C-activating G protein-coupled receptor signaling pathway; negative regulation of apoptotic process; regulation of protein localization. Bases 209 to 817 code for a protein of 202 amino acids. The transcript is spliced from 7 exons. Gene Ontology annotation, molecular function: neuropeptide hormone activity; peptide hormone receptor binding. Gene Ontology annotation, cellular component: neuron projection; extracellular region; perikaryon. The record is from RefSeq and is a predicted model, not a curated record. Lineage: Eukaryota; Metazoa; Chordata; Amphibia; Anura; Bufonidae.
UCCUCGCAGUGAAGGAGGAGAGCAGGACAAGAUCACAAGCAACUUCCAGCAGCUGCUCCUCAGCCUGUUCUCCGGAGACUUGCCUGAGAGUUUCAGCACCAGGGAUAGCAACCUCUUCAUUUCUGUCCUCUAGGAAGUUCUGGAAAGUCAUCUCUGGUCUAAGGACCUACAGCAGGGAAGAGGGAGGCUGCGUUUUAAGGUUGAAGCGAUGGAACAUAGAAGCAUCUUCCACCUUAUGGUGUCUUUUACCCUGUUCAGUGUUUUCUACUUUCGAGCACAAGCAUUACCUCCUUUAGGGACCUAUUCUAACAGCAGGCUAGGAAAUAUAUUGUCAUUUGAGGGAGCAAAUGAAGCUGAUCAGACACAGGGGACAUUAAAACAAGAUACAGACAUUUUGCAGAACAAUCUACCAGACAAUGACAAGUUUUUUCUGGACAUGGCCCAAGGCGUUGGAAGAACAUCACGACACGCUGAUGGACUUUUUACUAGUGGAUACAGUAAGCUCUUGGGUCAACUGUCUGCAAGAAGAUAUUUAGAAUCUCUAAUUGGCAAGAGAGUCAGUAACAGUGUUGUAGAAGAUCCAGUCCCUGUAAAGCGUCACUCUGACGCGGUCUUCACCGAUAACUACAGUCGAUUUAGGAAGCAGAUGGCAGUAAAGAAAUACUUAAACUCUGUUCUCACAGGAAAAAGAAGUCAAGAGGAUAUCAAUCCUUCAAGUCUUCGAGAAGAUGCAGAUCUAAGUCAAGCUCCAUUUUCAGAAAAUUAUGAUGAUGCCAACAUUGACGAGUUGCUGAACCACCUACCACUGAACCUUUGAAGAACGCCACUCUGUUGUCUAAUCAAAAGAACAAGUUUGCUAUAUUUUUGAGUUUGACAUAGUCUUUCAAAGAGAUUACUUCUGUAUUCAAACCAAAACCAAUGUCGUGAGGUGAAAAUUGUGGCCAAUCUGUUUCUUAUAUUUACAAGUCGAUGGUUACACUGUA